This is a messenger RNA of Nothobranchius furzeri (turquoise killifish), 2166 nucleotides long. Its product is annotated as trace amine-associated receptor 13c. Gene Ontology annotation, biological process: regulation of transcription by RNA polymerase II; G protein-coupled receptor signaling pathway. The record is from RefSeq and is a predicted model, not a curated record. Gene Ontology annotation, cellular component: membrane. Gene Ontology annotation, molecular function: trace-amine receptor activity; DNA-binding transcription factor activity, RNA polymerase II-specific; RNA polymerase II cis-regulatory region sequence-specific DNA binding. NCBI's taxonomy places the organism in Eukaryota, Metazoa, Chordata, Actinopteri, Cyprinodontiformes, Nothobranchiidae.
AAAGUAUCUAUGUGAACUAAUGGUACUUUCAAUGUGUAAAAGUAGCUCACACUCCAAAAAAGGUUGGAGAUCCCUAAAAUAUAUAAAUAACUUUUGAGGUUUAACUUUUUUGUUGUUUCAAGUAAGGGAGGAUGGUGUCCUAAAGCCCCCUACGUACGGGCAUCUACCAGUCCAUGGAGACUCCUGUCUAACAUCAUAUGUUGGCCUGUUAUUUGUUGCCUUGAUGUUUUUGGCCACAAGGGAAGAGUAAUGUUAGUGCUCAGAUCAAAUAAGAAUUGUGUAAUGAAGGAAAAGUAUAAAUUAUCUGUGUGACAGGGUUCUGCUCAGACAGCAGUAUCCAUCUGAUGAUGGAGAUACAGAUUGGAGCUGAGUUCUGUUUUCCACAACUCAACAGGUCCUGCAGGAGGCCAACACCUCACUGGUCUGAAGCUAUCCUACUGAACAUCGUGUUGUCCUUCUUCUCUCUGAUCACAGCAGUUCUAAACCUCCUCAUCAUAAUCUCAGUCUCCUAUUUCAGGAGGCUCCAGAAACCUGCUAACAUCCUCAUCCUCUCUCUGGCUGUGUCAGAUUUCCUUGUUGGCUUUUUAAUCAUUCCAUUUGAAAUCUUUAGAAAGACAAAAUGCUGGAUACUCGGUAAUAUCACAUGUUUAUUUUACUAUUAUGUUUCCAUUUUGUCUCUCGGUGCUUCAAUUGGAACCAUUGUUCUCAUAUCAGCUGAUCGCUAUGUGGCUAUUUGUUACCCUCUGCAUUAUCCCACCAGAAUAACCUUACCAAGAAUUAAACGCUGUGUUUGUCUCUGUUGGAGCUGUGCUGCUUUCUAUGUAACUUGCUUGUUAAAAGAUGAGCUGAUUGAGCCAGGCAGGAGUAAUUCCUGCAUUGGAGAAUGUACAAUAUCUGCAGAUUAUAUUGUAGGAACUUUAGAUCUGUUUAUAACAUUUUUAUUUCCAGUUACAGUCAUCAUAGUUCUGUAUAUGAGAGUAUUUGUGGUGGCUGUGACUCAGGCUCGUGCCAUGUACUCUCACAAUAGAAGUGUCACCCUUCAGCUUUCAGUGCAACAACAAACAAAGAAAUCAGAGCUAAAAGCAGCCAGAACACUGGGUGUUCUUGUUGUUGUGUAUCUGAUGUGUUUCUGUCCAUAUUACUGCUGCUUUUAUUUUAUAGAUAGUUUAGCAACUACAACAUUUGUAUCAUUCUUAUUCUUUCUCCUUUAUCUUAACUCCUGUCUAAACCCUCUGAUCUAUGCCAUGUUUUAUCCCUGGUUCAGAAAAGCUGUUAAACAUAUUGUAACUUUACAGAUCCUGAAGCCCGGCUCCUGUGAGGCCAACAUACUGUAGAUACUGUGGACUGAGGGACGUACAACCUCCUGAACAAAUUACAAUUCUAAAAUCUAAAGUCCAAUGAAGGAGAAAAGUUUUCUUCAUUUCCUACAUUAUAAACAUAAAUGUAUGUAGAGAGCAGGGCCGGUUCUAGGCUGGCAUAUUUGAGGGGGCAGACAGAAUUGUGAAGGGGGAAGAUUGUGGUGAUAGGAACAGGAAAAGGUGUAUUGGUGGUGCAGGUAUUCCAGGAACUUUUAGUCGUGUGAUUGGAUUGUAUUUUGUUAGACUUUGAUCUUCCCUUUUUUUCUCUGUCCCUGAAACCCUUAUUCAUGUAUUCAUCACAUCAUAAAUAAACUACAGCAAUUGCAUCUAUAUGGUAUCCCACCCAAAGCCCUCACCAAACUUCAAGACAUCCAAAAUUGUCCUGCCUGUCUCCUAACCAGUGACCACGUCACCUCCAUCGACUUCCUCUCUCUCAGUGCAUAACAUUCAAAACUCAUUCAGAACUCACUCCCACAACCUCUCCACAACUGCUCUGACCUCUCCACCAUCAAAACUCUGUUUUACAGUUUAUGUUUUAUUUUUGCAUAAUCUGUCUGUUUUACCUUGUCUUUUUACAAAAUCUCUAAUGUUCUUCAUUAAUAAAAACUAUUAUUCCAUUUUGUGACCCGAGACCUGUUUUACUAUGAGAAAAUCAUUAACAUCAGAUCGACCAUUCAUUCCUCCAUGUCAACAUGCACAAUCAGACCACAGCUACAGCAACACAGGUUUGUGGCCAGUUGUCAGUGUGAUUACUGCUAAAUCACUGGGGGACAUAAUAACGAUCUUAAAUUCAUCUACCUGCUGUCUC